Lates calcarifer (barramundi perch) is the source of this 6474-nucleotide messenger RNA. RefSeq names its product nuclear receptor binding factor 2b (gene nrbf2b). Gene Ontology annotation, biological process: autophagy. The record is from RefSeq and is a predicted model, not a curated record. Bases 119 to 1051 code for a protein of 310 amino acids. The transcript has 4 exons. NCBI's taxonomy places the organism in Eukaryota, Metazoa, Chordata, Actinopteri, Centropomidae.
AUGAAAACGUCUGUAACGUCACGACGUGUUGACGCAACUCUGGCUGUGGAGGCGACUGUGCUUCUCUGACAAUAAUUUCCUUCUAACUCUUCUUUCAAGAUUUUUAAUCGCAGUGCGAAUGACAGUCCGUGUGGGACAGAGACAACUUUCAUGUAGUGUAAACCUUCGAAGAAUCGGCUCCAUGGAAGUCGUAGGCAGUCCGCUCAACCUCGCUCAUCAGCAGUGCAGGAAGGCAGACCGUUUGAUAGCGGCUGGAAAGUAUGAAGAGGCCAUCUCCUGCCAUGGAAAAGCAGCAGAACUUUUGACAGAUGCGAUGAAGACAACGGAGUGUGAGCAGGCUCGUCUGUCCAUGGAGCUUCAGAGGGACAGUCAUAUCAAACAGCAGCGACUGAUCCAAGAGCGCUGGAAGAGAGAAGCUCGUCGUGAAGCAACAAAAGCCCGACCUGGCCCAGUGCAGCUGUCCAGCAGCCCAGCCCUCAUGACCCAAACCCAGUCCACAGGCCAGCUCCAGCCUCACAGCUCCUCUGGCCUUUCAGCUGUAGAGUUUGGAGGAACCAGGGAGAGAGAGUACGAUACCUUACUCUACCAGCUUCAGACCCGGCAGACUGGAGGCUGCCAGCCUUUGACUCCACCGUGCCCUGGAUCUAAGACCACCAAAGACGAUAAAACACGCCUGGAAGAACAACAGACCACCAUCGAGGACCUGCGGCGCCUGGUUGACCACCUGAUGGACGAAAACCAGCGCCUGGUAGCUGAGAACGAGCGGCUGCGAUCAGAAAACACCCAGCUGCGCUCCGAGGCAGCUGAGGCAGCAGACUUUGUGGAACGCUCAGAGCUCUGGGUGCUCCCACAAGCAGGUGGUGCUAUGGGAACAGUGGGUGGGCAGGAGAAGAAAAGCACAGGGAAGGGGAAGGAGAUUGCAAUUCCUCAGCUACCACCACUGGAGAUGCCAGCUCAGGAAGACCUGUGCCUGGAUGACCUGCCUCCUUUGGAGCUGCCAGAGGACAUCCAGAAUGAACUACAGGAGCUACUGGACAGGGAUAAACUGUGAUAAGACAGAUGUUUUGCUCCCCCCCCUUACACACACACACAUACACACACACAGACACACAGACACACAGACAUACAAAAACAUACAAACAUAAACACAAACACAGUCAGGAGUGUCCAGCCAUUAUGGCUGUUGAGUUCAGAUGCCACGUGUUUAACUUAAGAAAGCCACAGGCUCUGUCUGAUCAGAUCCCUGCUGUCUCUCCUGUCCUGACAGCUGCAACUAAACUACACACAGUGAGGGAAGUGACAGUUUCAUACAGGCUUGAGAAAAAGUUUGAUCAGGCAGAUCAAAUGAUAACACCUGUACCACUAUUACAAUACAAUCAAAGUCAAAGCUAAAGGUGUAGUUCACCCAGGAAUAAUGUCAGUUGGAACAUCAGUGAGGUUGUCUGUCAGUAUGGCAUACAGUGAGCUCUGUGUUCAUCUUCAGUAAAUUAACUGAAUUUGUUAUGAACAUGUUUUUUAGGUUGUGCAUGAAAGGUCAUUCUUGGCUAUAAAAUGUAGUUUGACGAAAGAAUUCUUAAUUCAAGGUCAACUUCCCAACUUUUUUCUGCAGCAUUUCACCACAUCUUGCAGAUCCUCUAUAGAUGAUGACAGCUAAACUCAUACCAUGACAUACCAUGACAACUAAAGGCCAUGAGAUCCUUUUAAGGUAUACACUAUUGAGUGUUCCAUUGUGAAAUAUGUGGAUUUAUAAUAUAUUCUACAUAAUAUCUGGAAAAAGCCAUAAAACAAGUGUUCUGAAGCUAAAUGAUAGUGAUUUUUAUAAAUAAGUCAAAUAAUAUUUUGCACUUCUCGUCAGUGUCAGUACAGUAGUAAAUAAGCAGAAAGGUUUGUGUGUGUGUGUGUGUGUGUGUGUAAUCUGAGUGAUAAAAACAAUAGAGAAAGAUGAGUACAAGUCACUAUAUGUUACAGCCAAUGACUGUAGAGAUUGAUUAGUUGAAAAUGAUUACUAGCUGACUAUAUUAUUCAGUAAAUAUUAAAUAAGCAACAACUUUGUCUUUAUGUUACAGUUGUGGAUUUUUAAAUUUGUGCUGUUAUGUGAUUUUGAAUCAUCUUUUUUCUUUGACUCCUGCAACAGAACCUGGAAAUUCUCUCUUUUCUCUGUAUACAAAAGAAAGAAAAAAAAUCAUUAUUGAAUCAAUGUUCUUCCAGGAAUCAGGAGAUAAUCAUGUUAUCGUUGAUUUUUGGCUUAACAGCAGAAUAAUUUGGUUUCAGAACACUUCAUAUGUCGCUCCAGCAGGAGUACAUUUAUGGUCACUGUCUGUGCUCUAUCAAAACAUGUUCCUCAGCUGUGAUGGAGAAUCCAGCAGCACCAUCACACACACACACUAUUUGUCACGCUGACAUACAAACUCCACACUGUUUCAACUUGCAUGAGAGUGAGUGGGUAAUGACCAGAUGUUGAAUUUGUAGAUGAACUGCUCCUUUAAAGGGAUCAUUCUCAGCCCGUUCUCAGCACUAACUCAGUCACCUGUGUGAUACACUGGUCUCACCCUACCACACACACGUCUGGAUUAUGUGCAGUGUGAUUCAGGCACCGUGGGGGCAUAUUGCUGUUGUUGAGGAAAAACUACAUUGCUGCCUUUUUCUUUUAGUUAAAUUUCAGGCUUUAAUGAUUGUGUGUAGUGAUUUUCUUAUGUCUUUGACAGGUGGUUUUAUACAACAGCAGCAAUAUUCAGGCACAGGUUUCUCCAUAUGUGCACACACAUACACACUGGUAUGGACUAAAAGUUGAGGUUAAUGGGAGGGAUGAAGCACACUGUUCACACUGUGAGCACCUUGGUUGAUGAGCUGAUAUCUUUAAGGUUUGCAACAGGAACAGGAUGUUUGCAGUUCAGAUCAUAUCUCUCAUAAUGCUCUCCAAUGCAAAAGCAUACCAGAGUUUUUGCAUGUCUUGGCCUUGCCAUUUAUGUAGACUCAUAACCUGUCUGUAGAGCUCAAAUAAUUAAUUUAUUAGUCAAUUAGUGAAAUUUUGAUUUGUAGUCAAAUGUGUUUGCAUGUCCUAACACAGUGCAGUUGUAGGGGCAUACUUAUUUUCACCACAUUGCCAUGCAGUGGUGACUUAUCAGGCAAGAUAUGUAAAGUUCAUUUUUAUACCUUAUGGUGAUGAAUGAGAAGAAAUGCCUGUACUGACACUGAUGUCCUGUUCAUGUCUCACAUUAACAUGCAUCUCCAGUGACCACUGAUGACCAGAUCUCUCUUCCCUGUUCUGUAUGCAGAUGAACAUAUAGAUCGGGAAGACAUCAGUUGAGUGGAUGGGUCCUUCACUGUAGCCCAGGACUGUAGCCAUAUGCUGCCUAAACCACCUCUAAAUGUGGUCUGAGUGAACAGGUCUCAGUGCAUCCUCAGUGUAUCUUUGAGAAAUUCACACCUGUACUUUGAGUUGUUCACUUGUGAUCAGAUCACCCAAGAGGCAUAUUAAUACCAGGCAUGCACAGAGCCUAGAGAAGCACUGUUAGAUGUUGGUCAGCAGAAAUGAAGUUAAAUGGACUAGAACAUGCAGGAACACUGUUAGUGGGUCUUGUAAAGCUGCAUUAAUCAGUUUCAGGUCACAGCUGCCAUCCAAUCAGCCUGGAUAUACUUUAAGCAUGUUAGCAAACAGUUACCUGUUUCCAGUGGAUUUUAGGGCUUGUGUGCUGAAAACAGCUUCUUACUGUUGGGCAUGAUGAGAGCACAUAGACUGAACUAUAGAUAUAGGAUGUGCAGUAAAACCAAAUCAAUAAGCUAGAAGAGGCUGACAGGCUCUGUAAGCCUGCAGAGUUAGUGAUAAUUCUCUGUGGUUGCAUCCUUACAAGUCAAAUCUUUCACUUUAUGUGGACAUUUAAUUCCAUGUCCAGAUAAAAACCUCUUGAUGAAUGCAGCUUUAAGUCAACUAAAUAAGGAUUAAAUCUGCAGCACUGAGAAAAUGCCAGAUUAUUGCUCAUCCAUUCAGUGCAUGGUCCAAUGAAGAUGUGAUUGGCUGUUUGCACAAAUUGAAUGAAAUGACUUGAGUGGACUUGUUGACUAUGUUGCUUGUGGUCUGAAAUCAUGUGGCUUGUGCACACCAACACUGUCACACACUCUGAGGCAUUUAUACAGACUCAGAGACUCACACUUGGAACAGUGUAAUUCCUUCCUGAAACAGUAAUGAUAUGCAGAAAUGGCUGCAAACAGGACACUUAUGCUGCGUUCACGACCUAUGCAAAACAUGAUGGAUCCACGUUUUCAACAAUAAAAUACUCACACAGGGUUAACCUUAGCUUUCAGCUGUUAAAUGCUAAAAUACAUGAUGCUUAGUGUGGAGUAACAUUAGGAUAGACCCUGAUGCUGACAUGCAGACAAAUGUAAAAAGUAAUGUUCUUCUUAAAUAAAGCUAACAGAGCAAAUGAUUUUCAUCACAGUAUCUCAUCAUUUGUGAUCAUUGUGUUAAAAGUAAGAGGGUAAAUGCAGAGCUACUGAUCUUUACAGAAAUCUACAUUCAUGGACUCUUUUAGUAUAUGAAUAACUGUCAGGUUGUUUUGGUAAAUGGAUUGUACUUUUCUAGUCAUAUUGACCACUCAAAGUGCUUCACACUACAGGUCACAUUCACCCAUUCACACACACAUUCAUACAGCACUUGUUCUGAACAUAUAAAGUGCAUUCUAACACAUUCACACACCGAUGACACAUCAGGGGCAAAGCAGGGUUCAGUAUUUUGCCCAAGGAUACUUAGGCAUGCGACCUUCUGAUUGGUAGGUGACUGCUCUACUUCCUGAGCCACAGCCACUGUUUUGAUGAUCAUUCUCAUAGGACGUGAAUGCAGCAUCACCAUGAGAACAGACACACUUCAUAGAGCUAAAGGGAGUCACUUCUCACUUGUAAUCAAUGGUCAGAGUACAAAAUGAAAACUUAAAAGUACCAGCUGGCCAUUAGUCACAGUAGCUAAAACAGCUUCAGCAACUCUUCAAAACUCUACUUUCUCAACAAACCAAACCUGUGCCUUUCACAUCCUUCUGUAAUCCAGUGGCUGUUACAUUUCUGGAUCUUUAGAUGGAUAGACGCUGUUAUCUUUUGACCUGUGUCUGACAGGAUGGUUGUUCACACUGUCCAGCACACAGAUUAACACUGAAAGCUGCAGCUCUGAAAGCAUCUCAGCUCUCCAGAGUGUUGUUCUUCCCUGGUUUCUAACAAGCCUGCGUCUGUAUCUGUGGCAUACUCAUCUGUCAGAAUAGGUAUCUAAUGCCGUAGCUUGUUGUAACCGCACUGUGCUGAGCCAUGAUCAUGUGUUUCCAUUGUGGCCUCACAACAAGGGAUAGCAGUGCUUUGCCUUGUAUUUCUGCUUGGUAGCAGAACUGACCAGGGCCAACCUGUAAUGGUCUCUCCCCUCAAACCAAAGCUGUGUCUUGCUCCAAACGUUGAUGGGAGAGAAAGCUCUGUCCUCACAUAUAUCAGAUAUCCACCUCACUGUACACUGACCGCUUUACUCAUGUCAGACUUGUGGUAAGUUCCUGCAGCCUCCAAAAACAUAUUGCCUCUCUCCACAGUCCGAGACCAGUCAAUCAUGUUUGUUAUUAUUCCCACAGGAAACAAGCACUGCUGUUUUCUUCUCCAACUCUAUGUAAAAGUACUAGAAGCAAAACCAUCUAUGCUGUGUUGUGACACAUCAAGCUUCAGAGCCAAGAGAAGCAAUAGACUUCCUGCUACUUUGUGGCUGUUUAUUCAAACAGGGCAGUGGAUGAAGAGCUGCAGGCCUAUUUUGUGGUUUGUUCAAACCAGCAGUCCUCCAACACAUUGUAAACCACACCUUGCUGUUUUGUAAAGAAGGAUUUGAAAACCAACAGUCCUGCAGUAAAUCCUCCCUCAUGAAGGAUCUAAUGUUCAGUUUGUGUUGGAACUGUUUCAGACAUGUUGAUUCAACUGAUCAUUUUGGGGAAUGUAGUUUGUGCUGCUGUUGAACUGCAUUGUGUUAAAAAUUCUGGUGUUUUUAUUAUUUUGUCCACCUCAUUUAAUGAGUGUAGGCUAAAUAAAAGAAACACUUUGAAUAAUGCACAGUAACUUAAAUGUUAUUUUUUGUCGUCAAACAAACUUUAGACCAUGAGACAGUGAAGGUGUGAGUUGAGAUGGAUCUGACUCUCUCCUUACAGCCAGUCCUAUUCUCUCUCUCUUCAGAUGAAGACUUGUGUGUGUUACAUGUGAUAUUAUGUGAUCUGGAGUCAGUUGGAAGACUGAUGGGUUAUUGUUCUGGCCACCUGAAAGACAGACUACUGUCUGCGAGCUGUGUUCCUUGUGUGUUAUUGAACAUGUGUGUGUAGAGUGUUGACAAAGGUUUCACUGAUAAAGCCAGUUCAUGUACCUUUACCAACCUAACCACGUGUUACCUAUGUUUUGGCUUAUAGUUAAUAUUUCCUGCUGGUAUUCAUUGGUAUCUCAAAGAAGAAUAAAACAUUUGAUGGCCCAAAA